Messenger RNA from Syngnathus typhle (broad-nosed pipefish), 1362 nucleotides. Its product is annotated as paired box protein Pax-6-like. The transcript is spliced from 11 exons. Lineage: Eukaryota; Metazoa; Chordata; Actinopteri; Syngnathiformes; Syngnathidae. Gene Ontology annotation, biological process: regulation of transcription by RNA polymerase II; anatomical structure development. The coding region runs from base 1 to 1302 and encodes 433 amino acids. The record is from RefSeq and is a predicted model, not a curated record. Gene Ontology annotation, molecular function: RNA polymerase II cis-regulatory region sequence-specific DNA binding; DNA-binding transcription factor activity, RNA polymerase II-specific.
AUGCCGCAAAAAGAUUACAGAAGUCAAACAAGCUGGGAGACCGGAGUUGCCUCCAUGAUGCAAAACAGUCACAGCGGAGUAAACCAGCUUGGAGGUGUGUUUGUGAAUGGGAGACCUUUGCCUGAUUCCACGAGGCAGAAGAUUGUGGAGCUGGCCCACAGCGGCGCUCGACCAUGUGACAUUUCGAGAAUUUUGCAGGUAUCCAAUGGCUGCGUGAGUAAGAUCUUGGGCCGAUAUUACGAGACAGGUUCUAUUCGUCCUCGAGCAAUUGGAGGAAGUAAACCCAGAGUGGCCACUCCAGAAGUUGUAGGCAAAAUUGCUCUGUACAAGAGAGAAUGUCCGUCUAUCUUUGCCUGGGAAAUCAGAGACAGGCUGCUGGCAGAGGAAGCCUGUACUAAUGACAACAUACCGAGUGUUUCCUCAAUAAAUCGAGUACUCAGGAACCUGGCCAGUGACAAGCAGCAACUUGUAAAUGAGGGCGUUUUUGAAAAGCUAAAAAUGCUCAAUGGACAAGCUACCUGGGUGGGGCGCACCGGGUGGUACCCUGGGUCGACGCUCACUAUCACAGAAAAUAUGUGUUCGCAAGCAGAAGGAGCGGAAAACACAAUAUCAGCUAGUUCCAACAGUGAAGACUCAGAGGAGACUCAAAUGAGGCUUCAGCUGAAGAGGAAACUGCAGAGAAACAGAACAUCCUUCACCCAAGACCAAAUAGAAGCACUUGAAAAAGAAUUUGAGCGAACUCACUAUCCAGAUGUGUUUGCCCGAGAACGUCUUGCCAACAAAAUAGACCUGCCUGAAGCACGGAUACAGGUUUGGUUUUCCAACAGAAGAGCAAAGUGGAGAAGAGAGGAAAAGUUGAGAAAUCAACGCCGUCAGCUGUCCAACUCCUCCAACCAUGUUCCCAUCAGCAGCAGUUUUAACACCAGUGUUUACCAAUCUUUACCCAAACCUGCUACACCAGUGUCCUUCUCAUCAGGCUCUUUGUUGGGGAGGUCGGACUCAGUCCUGUCCUGCAGCUACGGCCUACCGUCCAUGCCACACUUCAGUAUGGCUGCCAGCCUGCCUAUGCAAGCAUCUUGUCAGACGUCUUACUCAUGCAUGCUGCCCGCCAGCUCAGGCGCACCAGUAAAUGGAAGGAAUUAUGAGACCUACACUCCUCCACACAUGCAACAGCACAUGAACAACCAGCCAUUGAAUUCUUCUGCUACGUCAACAGGUCUAAUUUCUCCAGGAGUCUCAGUUCCAGUUCAAGUUCCAGGAAAUGAAACAGACAUGUCACAGUAUUGGCCACGUCUGCAAUGAUGCCAUUGAUGUCAACGAUGUUGCAGCACUUGUUCACUCAAAUGUCAUAAAGGACAUUUC